ACGCACCAUGGCAACCAGCACUCUGCGUCUGGGAAGUAAACUCCACGGGGCUUUCUAGUUUCCUGUCGCCACCAUCCCAAAGAGACUUGAAGAUGUACAGCCAGCAGUUUGGCACUGUUCCAAGGGAAUUUAAGGGCCCCACUCCCAAAGCGGUGAUCAUAAGAGCCAAGCCUCCCAAAGCUCAGAGAGCUGAGCAACAUCUAAAAAGAAUCCAGCGCAGCUACCACAAGUACCACACUACUUUGACUUCCAUCAAGUCAAAUGAGGAGAACCGCCUGAAAUGUGACUGGAUCCAGCGCAAUAACCGCAAGACCUUUGACAGUCUUGUGCAAACGAGAGUCCAGGAUGCCAUGCAAGGCUUUAUCAUCAAUACUGAAGAGAGACGCAAUAAGCUACGUGAACUUUUGGCAUCAGAAGAAAACGAGUAUUUUUCUGAAAUGCAAUUGAAAGGAGAAACCAUUGAAGAGAAAAAAGACAAAAUGAGAGAGAGAACCAAGUUAUUAAGAGAGAAGAAGGAAAAGGAGAGGCAGGAGUUUGUAGCUGAAAAGUUAGACCAGCAGUUCAGGGAACGCUGUGAGGAGCUCCGCACUAAAUUGGCUAGCAUCCAUGAGAAAAAGGUGAUCGAGGAACGGAAUGCGCAGAUAGAAUUCAACAAGGAGCUGAAGAGGCAAAAGCUGGUGGAAGAGCAGCUGUUUGCCAGGCUUUGGGAGGAAGAUAGAUUAGCGAAGGAAAGGCGAGAAGCCCAAGAGGAGAAGAGACAGAGAGAGCUGGUACAAAAUACACGCCUGGGUCUGGAUGCUCAGGUGACCAGCAUCCAGGCACAAAGGCAGGGGGCACGAAGGAUGAAGGAAGAGGAGGCCCGCAUCCUGGAGCAGAACAAAGCACAGAUCAAACGAGAGGAUGAACAAGAAAAACUCCAGAAGCAGAAGAGAAGACAGGAAACUAGGAGCAGUUUGAAAAAAGCUGUGCAGGAUAAGAUAGAGUCUAUGCAGCAGGAGUACAGAGAGGACCUGGACUUGAACAUGAAACUUGUGGGAAGGGCCCUUCAAGACUUACAAGAUGAGGCAGAUAAGAAGAAGCAGAAGAGAGAAGAAAUGGGAAGAGAGCAGAAGAUAUACAAUGACUAUCUAAUGCAGCGACGAAAGGAAGAAAAAGCCCAGGAGAAAGAACUCAACAGACUACUAGAGGACAUAAAGGCAAAGAAGUUGGCUGAGAAGGAUCAGGAGCUGGCACUCCAAAGGGAGGCAAGGAAGCAACUCAUGAAUGAAGUCAUGAGUACAAGAAAACUCCAAGUUCAAGAAAGACUGCAGCGAAAACUCAGAGAACAAGAAGAACUUGCUCUGCAUGAACAGCGCAUAAGCGAAAGCCUGAAGGUGCUUCACCAGGAAGACAUGAAGGACUUUGCCAGGCGCAGUGCUUUGGCAGAGGAGUAUAGGAAUCAACUUCAGAUGCAGAUUGCCCACCAGCAGCAGACUCGAGAAGCAGAAAAGGAAGAGGAACGCCAGGAGUUUGAAGCAGGGUUGGCAGCAAACAAAGCCUGCCUGGACAAAAUACAGAGGAUCCUCUCUGAGAAUCAAGCUCUGUCCCAGAAUGUCCACCCCAUGCGGAGGGGUUACCCUGACAAGCCUCCUCUAUAGUUUUAUACAAAUCAAUGCAUGUUUUCUGGGUCUUUCAAUAUUUUUUUAACUACACCUUUUGACUAAUGGAUUAAACACUUAUUCUCUGAGUUUGUAUACUUUAUUAGACAUAAUUUUCUUCCUUCAAAGGAAUUUGUUCUUUGGAUAGUAGUUAAUUCUAUAUUGCUAUAGCAAAAAAAAAAAAAUCUGACAUUGUCAACUUAAAAAGAAUAAAGAUUUAUUUUAGCUUCUGGUAA
Messenger RNA from Mus caroli (Ryukyu mouse), 1873 nucleotides. RefSeq names its product cilia and flagella associated protein 53 (gene Cfap53). Lineage: Eukaryota; Metazoa; Chordata; Mammalia; Rodentia; Muridae. The record is from RefSeq and is a predicted model, not a curated record.